GUUCUUAAUAAUAAUAAUUAAAUGUUAGUAAUAAGUGUCACAAUAAGCGGGUUACGCGCUGCGACGUAAAACGCGCAUGCGGAACCAAAGUGAGAUAGCAGUAGUCCCGACACGGAGCCGGUAACGGUGUGACAACGCAGCGCGUUUGCGGCACUUGGAGAGGGAGGCCCAUGUGGUGUGUUAAUGAGCAGCGCACACACUUAAGCUCUCUCAGAAACCGUUCGCUCGAUUCUCUCGGCGCGGGACUGCGCGUGUAGCCGGUUCUCUACGAUGCUGUUGGACGCGCGGGCCGGGGAGGAGACGGCGGUGUUCGCCGCCGCUGCCGCCUCUCUGCAGAUCCAGGUGGAGCCCGUGGGUCGAUGGUUCGAGGCCUACUUGAAGAGGAGGAACAGGAACGCAUCCGUCUCCUUCCAGGAGCUGGAGGAGGAGCAGGUGUCCUCCGAGGAGUCCGAGGAUGAGGAGUUCCAGCUGGAGGAGUACUCGAUGCUCCGAACACUUGACCCCAAAGACUGGAAGAACCAAGACCACUACGCUGUCCUGGGGGUCCCUCACCUGAGAUACAAAGCCACGCAGAAGCAGAUCAAAGCUGCGCACAAGUCCAUCGUGCUGAAGCACCACCCCGACAAGAGGAAAGCGGCCGGCGAGCGCAUCGUGGAGGGAGACAACGACUACUUCACCUGUAUAACGAAAGCUAUAGAAACCCUGUCGGACCCCGUGAAGAGGAGGGCCUUCGACAGCGUGGACCCCACCUUCGACAACGCCGUGCCCUCCAAGAACGAAGGCAAGGAGAACUUCUGGGACGUGUUUGCUCCCGUGUUCGAGAGGAACGCCCGCUGGUCCUCCAGGAAGCACGUCCCCAAGCUCGGCACCAUGGAGUCCUCCUUCGAAGACGUGGACAACUUCUACUCCUUCUGGUACAACUUUGAUUCAUGGAGGGAGUUCUCCUACCUGGACGAGGAGGAGAAGGAGAAGGCCGAAUGUCGAGAUGAGAGGAGAUGGAUCGAGAAGCAGAAUCGAGCCUCCAGAGGUCAAAGGAAGAAGGAGGAGAUGAACAGAUUACGAACACUAGUUGAUGCCGCCUACGGGAAUGACCCUAGAAUAAAGAAAUUCAAAGACGAAGAAAAAUCCAGGAAGGAGUCUGAGAAGAAGGCGAAGGUGGAAGCGAAGAAGAGGGAGCAGGAGGAGAAGGAGCGCGCCCGGCAGGCGGAGCUGGAGGCGGCUCGCCUGGAGAAGGAGAAGGAGGAAGAGGAGGCCAAGCAGGUGGCUCAGCUGGCCAAGAAGGAGAAGGAGAUCCAGAAGAAGGCCUUCAAGAAGGAGAGGCUGAAGCUCAGGACCACCUGCAAGAACUGGAACUACUUCUCUGUGAGCGAAGCGGAGAACAUCAAGAUGAUGGAGGAGGUGGAGAAGCUGUGUGACCGGCUGGAGCUCACCAGUCUUCAGGCUCUGAAUGAGAUCCUGGCCCGGGGCUCAAAGGAGGACAGCAAGGUCGCCGUGGAGAAGCAGAUGCAGGAGGUGAACGCCCAGCUGCAGAGGGAGAAGGAGGCCGAGAUCCAGAGGAGGCAGACGGUCCGCAGCACGGAGCAGGCCGGAGGAGGAGGAGCAGGAGGAGCAGCAGGGGGGAAGGGCUGGAACGAGGAGGACCUGCAGCUGCUCAUCAAGGCCGUCAACCUGUUCCCUGCUGGGACCAACGCCAGGUGGGAAGUGAUCGCCAACUACAUGAACCUGCACUCAGGCAGCGGCCUGAAGAGGACGGCCAAGGACGUCAUCAACAAGGCCAAGAACCUGCAGCGGCUCGAUCCGGUGCAGAAAGACGACAUCAACCGAAAAGCCUUCGAGAAGUUCAGCAAGGAGCACGGCGCCGUCGCCCCGACCAUCGACAACGCCGUGCCGUCGGAGAGGUUUGAUGGUUCUGGAGGAGCCUCCUGGACCACCGACGAGCAGAAGCUUCUGGAACGGGCCCUGAAGACGUUCCCCGUCAGCACCGCCGAGCGCUGGGAGAAGAUCGCCGCCGCGGUGCCGGGCCGCAGCAAGAAGGACUGCAUGAAGCGCUACAAGGAGCUGGUGGAGAUGAUCAAAGCCAAGAAAGCUGCUCAGGAAGUUGCAGGAAAGAGUAAAAAAUGACUAGAAGCUCAAAGAAUAGUAUUUGGUGUUAUUUUAACAUGUGUUGGUCUUUAUUUUAUAAUAAAAUUAAAGGAGGGAAACUAAAGAA
Molecule: messenger RNA, 2209 nt
Organism: Pseudoliparis swirei
Lineage: Eukaryota; Metazoa; Chordata; Actinopteri; Perciformes; Liparidae
Gene: dnajc2
Product: DnaJ (Hsp40) homolog, subfamily C, member 2
Exons: 16
Coding region: 271-2121 (616 amino acids)
Biological process (GO): regulation of translational fidelity; 'de novo' cotranslational protein folding
Cellular component (GO): cytosol
Molecular function (GO): Hsp70 protein binding; ribosome binding
Source: RefSeq, a predicted model, not a curated record